Molecule: messenger RNA, 3049 nt
Organism: Centruroides sculpturatus (bark scorpion)
Lineage: Eukaryota; Metazoa; Arthropoda; Arachnida; Scorpiones; Buthidae
Exons: 2
Coding region: 30-2993 (987 amino acids)
Biological process (GO): DNA integration
Molecular function (GO): nucleic acid binding
Source: RefSeq, a predicted model, not a curated record
AUCAGUUAAAGGAGUUAUAUCAGAAUUUCAUGAAGGAGCAUUCUGGUGAUCAGGUAGCAAACCCCAUAUGUUAUUACCUUCCGCAUCAUGGUGUGUUUAGACCAGACAAAACCACUACAAAGUUAAGGGUAGUCUUCAACGCAUCUGCUCCCACAACUUCUGGACUGAGCUUAAAUGAUCAUCUCUUGAAAGGUGAAGUAAAGGAAGAUGUUUUCGAGAUUAUGACAAGAUUUCGAAAAUACAAGUACGCAUUUACAGCAGAUAUCCAGAAAAUGUUUCGUCAAAUUCUAAUUGAGCCCUCGCAACGAGAUCUCUUAAGAAUUGUUUGGAAGAACGAGGAAGAUGAAAUGCCAGUCACCUAUAGACUGAAAACUGUGACUUACGGAACCGCCAGUGCUCCCUUUCUUGCGGUGAGAACUCUUAAGCAGUUAGCUCACGAUGAAGCAGCAAGCUAUCCUCUGGCCUCUAAAACCAUAUUACGAGAUGUCUACAUGGAUGACAUCGUAUCAGGUGAGCAAGAUUUCGAUGCUGCCCUCGAACUACAAUCUCAGUUGUGCAAUAUGUUGAGCACAUGUGGAAUGACACUACACAAAUGGAAUUCUAAUUCAAUGAAAUUGAUGAACAGCAGUUCACCAGAAAAUAAAGAGCAUUGCUUUUCCUCAAGUGCGGAACCAACAGUAAAAACCUUAGGCAUUAUUUGGAAACCGGUUGAAGAUCAGUUCAUAUUCAAGGUAUCGAUUCCAGAAAAAUUGCUUUAUACGAAACGAGAAGUGUUGAGUGUCAUCGCCAGGCUUUAUGACCCCUUGGGUCUUCUAGCACCAGUUAUAAUUCGAGCAAAGAUCUUUCUACAGAAACUGUGGCUCAGUAAGCUCAAUUGGGAGGAUACUCUACCAGAAAACCUUAAUUAUGAAUGGGUGAACUUUGUAUCGUCCUUGAAGGCCUUGGACGACCUUAAGAUUACUAGAUAUAUUUUGACAGACCCCCUUCAAAGAGCUGUCUUGCUAGGAUAUGCAGAUGCUUCGGAGUCAGCUUAUGGAGCAGUAGUUUACAUGCAUUGCAUAAAGGAAGAUGGAGCUGGCAAGACACGACUUAUUGCUAGUAAAUCUCGUGUUGCUCCUCUUAAGGUCAUUACAAUCCCUCGAUUAGAGCUAUCAGCUUGUCUUGUACUGUCUCAGCUGAUCAAGAAAGUACGCUCAUGUCUGCGAAUGGAUAUAGCUGAGGUGAUCUUACACACAGAUUCAACUAUUGCCAUCGCUUGGAUCAACACUCCCGCAUAUCGCCUGAAGACCUUUAUUGCGAAUCGAGUGGAAAAGAUACGAUCUAUUACUGAAGGCUGUCACUGGAAACAUAUAGCCUCCCACUCCAAUCCUGCAGAUGUAGUUUCUCGGGGUUUAAAACCGCAAGAUCUACUAUCCAUGGAAUUAUGGUGGAGUGGGCCGCAAUCUCAACUAGCAUCAUCCGUUGAACAUCAGGAUGAAUAUGCCAUCGACACUUCCUCAGAUGAACAAUAUCUAUCUGAGCUUAAAAACCAAUCGGACGUUAAUUUAAUGUCAGUGUCAAGCUCUGACCUUGACAAUACCUUGUUUGAACUUAAUAAUAAUUAUAUGAAAUUAAUUCGCAUACUCAGUUAUAUUUUCCGGUUUCUACAUAACAUAAGGCAUGUAACUCGUCGAUCUGGACCUUUAUCAAGGGAAGAACUCCAGGAGUCCAAAAUUUAUUUGAUCGGCAAGGUACAAGGAAUUGCCUUUGCCGAAGAAAUAAAAACACUGCAAAUGAGAAGGAAUCUAACGAAGGGUCAGUUAAGCAGAUUGCAUCCCUUUCUAGAUAAACAAGGCCUAAUGAGAGUCGGCGGUAGAUUGAGCAAUUCAAAUUUACCAUUUGACAAAAAGUUUCCAAUUCUGCUACCUAAAAAUCACAAGUUAACCUACUUAAUUAUGAGAUAUUAUCAUUUGAAAAAUUUGCAUGUUGGUGCGCAAACUUUACUUUAUCUCGUCAGACAAGAAUUCUGGCCUUUAAGUGGAAGAAACCUGGCUAGAAGGGUAGUACAUGAAUGCAUCGUUUGCUUUAGAAAUAAACCCAAAGGCAUGGAACAAAUCCUAGGAAAUCUUCCUUCAGAGCGAAUCACUCCAAAUCCCCCUUUCAAACAUGUAGGGAUUGAUUUUUGUGGUCCUUUUCUUAUUAAAUAUAAAGGACAAAGAAAGGGCAUCUAUCACAAGUGCUACGUCGCAGUCUUCGUUUGCAUUGUGACUAGGGCAAUUCACCUUGAAGUAGUUACUGACUUAACAACCGAGGCAAUGAUAGCAACUUUGAAAAGAUUUUUUAGCAGACGGGGUAAAAGUGCAUCAAUUUGGACAGAUAAUGCCACAAAUUUUGUGGGUGCCAGUGCGGAGUUGAAACGCCCACAUAACUACGUAAGAGCACAUCCUGAUAGUUUAGCUGAUUAUCUCACCAGCAAGGAAGUCACUUGGAAGGUCAUACCACCUAGAUCACCAAAUUUCGGUGGCCUUUGGGAAGCAGGAGUCAAGUCCUUUAAACAUCACCUAAAGAGAACCGUGGAUAACUUGCAUCUAACUAUAGAACAGUUUAUAACCAUCACCACACAGAUAGGAGUUUUGAAUAGCCGACCGCUCACUCCUAUGUCCUCUGAUCCAAGCGACUUCCAAGUUCUAACUCCAGGACACUUUCUUAUCGGAAGACCUCUGAUUAGCCUACCUGAAUCAGAUCUCACUGGUAAACCAGAUAAUUAUUUGUCUCAAUGGCAAAUGUUAACUAAAUUUGUUCAAGUUAUUUGGCAUAAGUGGAAAUUGGACUACUUAAACAACUUACAGGCCCGACAUAAGUGGCAAUUUGAGAAAGACAAUAUAACACCAAACUCAAUGGUCCUCUUAAAGGAUGAAAAUCUCCCACCCGGUAGUUGGUCGAUGGGCCGAGUACAAGAAGUAAUCAAACGAUCUGAUGGAAAGAUGAAGAGGGGUUCUGGUGAAAAUGCCUAGGGAUGUUUUUAAAUGAAGCAUAACCAAAUUGUGCCUGUUACCAUCCAUCUAGGAAG